CAACAGCAAUGAGCUCUCUCUCCCUAUGCUCUCAUCAUCUUUCUUCUGUCUCCUCGUCAAAGCUCAAUUCCUGCAAAACCCCAAUUUCCCUCAGACCAUCUUUCCAUGGAAACCCUUACCACCUCUCCUUGUUCAAAAAAGAUUUGCGUAGCAGUCCAAUCGUCUUCUGCUCUUCCACAAAGGACUCAUCUGAUUCCGUCCCUGCUGGUGAUAACGUCCCAAGCAGCUUCUGUAUUAUAGAAGGACCAGAGACUGUUCAGGAUUUUGUUCAGAUGCAGCUGCAGGAAAUCCAAGAUAACAUAAAGAGUAGGCGUAAUAAGAUAUUUCUCCUCAUGGAAGAGGUUCGAAGACUACGUGUACAACAACGCUUAAAGAGUAGUAAAGUUUUCGACGAGAACGGCAAUGAGGAAAAUGAGAUGCCUGAAAUCCCGUCAACAAUUCCUUUUCUCUCCCAUGUGACACCGAAGACAUUGAAGCAGCUCUACCUGACAAGCUUUUCAAUCGUAUCUGGGAUUAUCUUCUUCGGGGCCCUUCUUGCACCAAUGCUGGAGCUGAAAUUAGGCAUAGGAGGCACCUCAUAUGAAGAUUUCAUACGCAACAUGCAUCUGCCUAUGCAGUUAAGUCAGGUGGACCCUAUCGUGGCAUCCUUUUCAGGUGGGGCAGUGGGUGUAAUUGCAGCUUUGAUGAUACUUGAAGCUAACAAUGUUGAGCAACAAGAGAAAAAAAGGUGCAAGUAUUGCCAUGGAACUGGAUAUUUGGCCUGUGCCCGUUGUUCAGCAAGUGGUAUGUGUUUGAAUGUUGAACCCAUUUCUGUAUCCAACGCUUCAGAUCGCCCAUUACGUGCACCCACUACUCAAAGGUGUUCAAGCUGUUCAGGUGUUGGAAAGGUUAUGUGCCCAACAUGUCUUUGCACGGGGAUGUUAAUGGCAAGCGAACAUGACCCACGAAUCGAUCCGUUUGACUAGAGAAAAUUGCAGAUCGUCGCUGUAUAGCCUUAAUUUUCACUUGGAAUUGACAGUUUAUGUUUUCUUAGCAAUUUAUGUUUUCCAAUUGUCGUCUUCCAAAGGUCAGAUUUCAACUGUGAUAUUCGAUAUCUAUGAAUAUCAUUUCUCUCCUCA
This is a messenger RNA of Rhododendron vialii, 1118 nucleotides long. RefSeq names its product protein ORANGE-LIKE, chloroplastic. Bases 9 to 965 code for a protein of 318 amino acids. The record is from RefSeq and is a predicted model, not a curated record. Lineage: Eukaryota; Viridiplantae; Streptophyta; Magnoliopsida; Ericales; Ericaceae. Gene Ontology annotation, cellular component: chloroplast membrane. The transcript is spliced from 9 exons.